ACCGCCCCACACUCUUGCCUUUUCCCCACUGCCGAAGAGGAUCACCGGCGCAUUUAGACUUUCCGAUCGAACGAUGUGCAGCAACACUUCAUCUUGCGCGCCUACUCCGCCGGCCGCAAAGAAGGUGAGGCACGAGAUGGAGCUUUUCGGCGACGUGAGGGUCAACAAUUACUACUGGCUCCGCGACGACAGCCGCUCGGACCCCGAGGUUCUCUCUUAUCUCCGGGAGGAAAAUGAAUACACUGAUCACAUCAUACGCCUUGCCCUGAAUCGCGAAGCACCAUUAUCUGUUUAUGAUAUCAUGCCAACUGGACCGGAUGCCCCACUAGAGCAUGUAAUUCUUGAUGAAAAUGUCAAAGCUCAAGACCACGAAUUUUACCGCAUUGGUGCCUUUAAGGUAAGUCCCGACAAUAAGUUAGUGGCAUAUGCUGAAGACACCAAAGGAGAUGAAAUAUAUAUUGUUCACACUAUUGACAUUGAAUCUCAAGCUCCUGUUGGGGAGCCUCUAGUUGGGUUGACAUCAGAACUUGAAUGGGCAGGUGAUGAGGCCAUAGUUUAUGUCACAAUGGAUGAAAUCCUUCGUCCUUACAAGGCAUGGCUGCACAGCAUAAAGAUCCAAUACAUACAACUUUUUUGCAACCAUCUUCCUGUUUAUGAGCGUGAACAAGGUUUGCCUAAAAUAACCAUUUAUAACCUUCCUGCUGUUGGAGAGCCAUUGAGAAAGCUUCAAGGUGGCAGGGCUAUUGAUUUCAUUGAUCCAAUAUACUCUGUGGAUCCAUCAGAAUCACAAUUUGCAUCAAGCAUCUUGAGACAGUCCCAUGAAAAAUCUAUUAAAUUUAAGAGGGUAAUGUCAUUAGAAAGGAGUACAAUCGAUAUCGAGUCAUGGGAUGGGACCAUUUCAUCUGGAGAGUUCUACAUUUCCAGUUGUGCAUUUGCUGAGAAAUGGGAGAAGUUUAACUCUGCUCUUCCUCAAUGGUCAUGGUGCAGAUGCCCUAAGUUACUUGGGGUUCCUUCAUCUCGAGUAGAAGGAUAUCUACGCGUGGAUGGCAUAAUUCCUCCUCGCAGGUGUACUAUGGAGGAUAAUCAUGAAUGCGAUGAUGGUGGAUUAAAAGAGACGGUUUGCUUGGAGGAAGAGGAGUUUAUUGACAGUGCUGCAUUGGUUCAACCUGAGAGGCAUGAAAGGUGCCACUAUGACUUCCAUAUUGUUUACAGCUUAUCCUAUGGCGUCCCUGUGCUAUAUUUCCGAGCAUACUGGAGCGAUGGACAACCUUUGGCAUUGCACGAUGUAGAAACAGACAUGCCUGCAAUCACAAGACAAGAGCUGUCAUCGUUCAAAUGGACCUUUAUAACUCAAGAGGAUCACCCUUACCUGAACCAGCCAUGGUUCACGCUACAUCCGUGUGGGACUAGUGAGUGGAUGAAGAUGCUCUUUAGUAGGGACACAUCUGCAAUGGCACUUGGUGGAGUGGCUAUUGAUAGGUACAUGGUGUCUUGGUUCUCAGUUGUUUCGAAAGCUUUUGGUCUCCAACUUCCCCUUGAAAUGUUUGGUAGUGGUUAAGUUUUGGAAAUACUUUGGUUGAGUUU
Cuscuta campestris is the source of this 1584-nucleotide messenger RNA. The record is from the annotation of a GenBank genome assembly. Lineage: Eukaryota; Viridiplantae; Streptophyta; Magnoliopsida; Solanales; Convolvulaceae.